Messenger RNA from Micropterus dolomieu (smallmouth bass), 606 nucleotides. RefSeq names its product keratin, type II cytoskeletal 8-like. Gene Ontology annotation, molecular function: structural constituent of skin epidermis. Gene Ontology annotation, biological process: intermediate filament organization; keratinization. The record is from RefSeq and is a predicted model, not a curated record. The transcript is spliced from 3 exons. Lineage: Eukaryota; Metazoa; Chordata; Actinopteri; Centrarchiformes; Centrarchidae. The coding region runs from base 15 to 284 and encodes 89 amino acids. Gene Ontology annotation, cellular component: keratin filament.
GAGCCAAGCAGGACAUGGCCCGCCAGGUGCGCGAAUACCAGGAGCUGAUGAAUGUCAAGCUGGCUCUGGACAUCGAAAUCGCCACCUAUAGGAAACUGCUGGAAGGAGAGGAGACCAGACUGGCCAGUGGAGGCUCCAGUGCAACCAUCCAUGUGCAGCAGACCUCUGGAGGUGGUGGAUUCUCCAGCUCCAGCUCCGGCGGGGGAUUCAGCUAUGGUGGUGGUUAUGGCAGUGCUCUUACCAAGUCCACAGUCUCAACCACCAGUUCCAGGAGAGUCUAUUAAAAAGAAAACCUGUCCUUCUUCCUGUUCCACUCUUAAAUUUGAUCUGUACCCUUUCAUGGUGAUACACUAUACUGUUUCUUAAUGUACAAGAAAAGGGUCAGGAAAAAGAAAGUUUUGAUGGAUCCUUAAAACUAAGCAAGGAAAGCAUUUGAAAAUCUCUAUCUUGACAACUUCGACUUUUUGUACUGUAUCUGACAAGGGUAGGAUGUUUUCAGUUGACAUAUUCACUCCUACAUUUGAGCACUGAUUAGUAAGUGGAAGAAGAAGUCAAGUAACUUUGAACUGAUUGGCUUCUGGCUUGUUCUUUUUCCUGUCAGAUAUU